Messenger RNA from Piliocolobus tephrosceles (Ugandan red Colobus), 2742 nucleotides. It is a transcript of the gene ENO2, whose product is annotated as enolase 2. Gene Ontology annotation, biological process: glycolytic process. The transcript has 12 exons. Bases 532 to 1836 code for a protein of 434 amino acids. NCBI's taxonomy places the organism in Eukaryota, Metazoa, Chordata, Mammalia, Primates, Cercopithecidae. The record is from RefSeq and is a predicted model, not a curated record. Gene Ontology annotation, molecular function: magnesium ion binding; phosphopyruvate hydratase activity. Gene Ontology annotation, cellular component: phosphopyruvate hydratase complex.
CUCGGCCCUAUAGGCGCCUCCUCCGCCCGCCGCCCGGGAGCUGCAGCCGCCGCCGCCGCUGCCACUCCCGCUCUCUCCGCGCCGCCGUCGCCACCGCCACUGCCACUACCACUGGCUGAGUCUGCAGUCCAGAGGAGAAAUGCAAGCCUGGCAGCCAUUCCGCUCUGAGAAGAUCUGGGGGAACCCCACCGGCUGGCCAAGCUGCAAAGAGGCGCGGGAACCACUGUCGUGCCCCUCCCCUCCUCACUGCAGUGUUCUCCCAUCUCAUCAUUUGAUCGUACCCCGCCCCCCACUGCAGUGACCUCCCCUUCCUCACUGCAUUGACCUUCUCCUCUUCCCAGGGGGAGGGGGAAUCCCUUCUACAGCCCUAGACUGCAGCCAGCACCUCCCUACCCACCCCCAACCCCACUGCAGUAACCUCUUUCCCAUCCCUCCCAGCCUCCUGCCCCGCCCAUUGAUCUCAGGCUCCACCCCUCUAAGCCUCUUAUCUUUCUCCUUCCUUCCCUUCCACCCGAGGAGAUCCCAGCCAUCAUGUCCAUAGAGAAGAUCUGGGCCCGUGAGAUCCUGGACUCCCGCGGGAACCCCACAGUGGAGGUGGAUCUCUAUACUGCCAAAGGUCUUUUCAGGGCUGCAGUGCCCAGUGGAGCCUCUACCGGCAUCUAUGAAGCCCUGGAGCUCAGAGAUGGAGACAAACAGCGUUACUUAGGCAAAGGUGUCCUGAAGGCAGUGGACCACAUCAACUCCACCAUCGCGCCAGUCCUCAUCAGCUCAGGUCUCUCUGUGGUGGAGCAAGAGAAACUGGACAACCUGAUGCUGGAGUUGGAUGGGACUGAGAACAAAUCCAAGUUUGGGGCCAAUGCCAUCCUGGGUGUGUCUCUGGCCGUGUGUAAGGCAGGGGCAGCUGAGCGGGAACUGCCCCUAUAUCGCCACAUUGCUCAGCUGGCCGGGAACUCAGACCUCAUCUUGCCUGUGCCGGCCUUCAACGUGAUCAAUGGUGGCUCUCAUGCUGGGAACAAGCUGGCCAUGCAGGAGUUCAUGAUCCUCCCAGUGGGAGCUGAGAGCUUUCGGGAUGCCAUGCGACUGGGUGCAGAGGUCUACCAUACACUCAAGGGAGUCAUCAAGGACAAAUAUGGCAAGGAUGCCACCAAUGUGGGGGAUGAAGGUGGCUUUGCCCCCAAUAUCCUGGAGAACAGUGAAGCCUUGGAGCUGGUGAAGGAAGCCAUCGACAAGGCUGGCUAUACAGAAAAGAUCGUCAUUGGCAUGGAUGUUGCUGCCUCAGAGUUCCAUCGUGAUGGCAAAUAUGACUUGGACUUCAAGUCUCCCGCUGAUCCUUCCCGAUACAUCACUGGGGACCAGCUGGGGACGCUCUACCAGGACUUUGUCAGGGACUAUCCUGUGGUCUCCAUUGAGGACCCGUUUGACCAGGAUGACUGGGCUGCCUGGUCCAAGUUCACAGCCAAUGUAGGGAUCCAGAUUGUGGGUGAUGACCUGACAGUGACCAACCCAAAACGUAUUGAGCGGGCAGUGGAAGAAAAGGCCUGCAACUGUCUGCUGCUCAAGGUCAACCAGAUCGGCUCGGUCACUGAAGCCAUCCAAGCGUGCAAGCUGGCCCAGGAGAAUGGCUGGGGGGUCAUGGUGAGUCAUCGCUCAGGAGAAACGGAGGACACAUUCAUUGCUGACCUGGUGGUGGGGCUGUGCACAGGCCAGAUCAAGACUGGUGCCCCGUGCCGUUCUGAACGUCUGGCUAAGUACAACCAGCUCAUGAGGAUUGAGGAAGAGCUGGGGGAUGAAGCUCGAUUUGCCGGACAUAACUUCCGUAAUCCCAGCGUGCUGUGAUUCCUCUGCUUGCCUGGAGACGUGGAACCUCUGUCUCAUCCUCCUGGAACCUUGCUGUCCUGAUCUGUGAUAGUUCACCCUCUGAGAUCCCCUGAGUCCCAGGGUUUCCAGAACUUCCCUGAUUGACCUGCUCCGGCUGCUCCUUGGCUUACCUGAGCUCUUGCUGUGUCUGCUCACCCUCCUUUCUGGGCCCUACUCAUUGGGGCUCUGCACUUUCCACUUCUUCCUUUCUCUUUCUCUCUUCCCUCAAAAACUAGAAAUGUGAAUGAGGAUUAUUAUAAAAGGGGGUCUGUGGAAGAAUGAUCAGCAUCUGUGAUGGGAGUGUCAGGGUGGGUGUGCUGAGGUGUUAAAGAGGGACCAUGUGUCACUUGUGCUUUGCUCUUGUGCCCUGUGUUUUCCACUUUGCAUAUGAGCCAUGAACUGUGCAUAGUGCUGGGGUGGAGGGGAGUGCUGGGCAUGUGAUCAUGCCUGGCUAAUAAGGCUUUAGUGUAUUUAUUUAUUUAUUUAUUUAUUUAUUUAAUUUGCUUUUCAUUCAUCCCAUUAAUCAUUUCCCCAUAACUCAAUGGCCUAAAACUGGCCUGACUUGAGGGAACGAUGUGUCUGUAUUUCAUGUGGCUGUAGAUCCCAAGAUGACUGGGGUAGGAGGUCUUGCUAGAAUGGGAAGGGUCAUAGAAAGGGCCUUGACAUCAGUUCCUUUGUGUGUAGUCACUGAAGCCUGCGUUGGUCCAGAGCGGAGGCUGUGUGCCUGGGGGAGUUUUCCUCUAUACAUCUCUCCCCAACCCUAGGUUCCCUGUUCUUCCUCCAGCUGCACCAGAGCAACCUCUCACUCCCCAUGCCAUGUUCCACGGUUGCCACCACCUCUGUGGCACUGAAAUGAGCACCACCAUUAAAGUCUGAAUCAGUGUA